AUGGCUUAUGCAGAAUUAGGUGAAGACGGCUCCGCCUUUGUGUUUGGUUCUGAUGACGGCUCAGUGUUUGGCUCUGAUGACGGCUCAGCGUUUGGUUCUGAUGACGGCUCUGUGUUUGGUUCUGAUGACGGCUCAGUGUUUGGUUCUGAUGACGGCUCAGCGUUUGGUUCUGAUGACGGCUCUGUGUUUGGCUCUGAUGACGGAUCUGUGUUUGGUUCUGAUGACGGCUCAGUGUUUGGCUCUGAUGACGGCUCAGCGUUUGGUUCUGAUGACGGCUCUGUGUUUGGUUCUGAUGACGGCUCAGUGUUUGGUUCUGAUGACGGCUCAGCGUUUGGUUCUGAUGACGGCUCUGUGUUUGGCUCUGAUGACGGAUCUGUGUUUGGUUCUGAUGACGGCUCAGUGUUUGGCUCUGAUGACGGCUCAGCGUUUGGUUCUGAUGACGGCUCUGUGUUUGGUUCUGAUGACGGCUCAGUGUUUGGUUCUGAUGACGGCUCAGCGUUUGGUUCUGAUGACGGCUCUGUGUUUGGUUCUGCUGACGGCUCUGUGUUUGGCUCUGAUGACGGAUCUGUGUUUGGUUCUGAUGACGGCUCAGUGUUUGGCUCUGAUGACGGCUCUGUGUUUGGUUCUGAUGACGGCUCUGUGUUUGGCUCUGAUGACGGCUCUGUGUUUGGUUCUGAUGACGGCUCUGUGUUUGGCUCUGAUGACGGCUCAGUGUUAGGCUCUGAUGACGGCUCUGUAUUUGGCUCUGAUGACGGCUCAGUGUUAGGCUCUGAUGACGGCUCUGUAUUUGGCUCUGAUGACGGCUCUGCGUUUGGUUCUGCUGACGGCAGCGUGUUUGGUUCUGAUGACGGCUCUGUGUUUGGCUCUGAUGAGGGUUCUGUCUCUGGUUCUGAUGACGGCUCUGUGUUUGGUUCUGAUGACGGCUCUGUGUUUGGUUCUGAUGACGGCCCUGUAUUUGGUUCUGAUGACGGCCCUGUGUUUGGUUCUGAUGACGGUUCUGUGUUUGGCUCUGAUGACGGCUCUGUGUUUGGCUCUGAUGACGGCUCUGUGUUUGGCUCUGAUGACGGCUCAGUGUUUGGUUCUGAUGACGGCUCUGUGUUUGGCUCUGAUGAUGGCUCUGUGUUUGGCUCUGAUGACGGUUCUACAUUUGGUUCUGAAGAGGGCUCCACAUUUGGCUCUGAUGACGGUUCUACUUUUGGUUCUGACGAUGGCUCUGCAUUUGGUUCAGCACUUGGUUCCGUUAUGGCACUCGAUGCCAACAAAAGGCUUAAUGUUAAGAGAGUCACGAAGCAAUAUUUCGUCAUAUUAGAUCUACUGGCCGGACGAUCUGUAAAUAACUGA
Liolophura sinensis is the source of this 1341-nucleotide messenger RNA. RefSeq lists its product as uncharacterized. Bases 1 to 1341 code for a protein of 446 amino acids. The transcript is spliced from 2 exons. The record is from RefSeq and is a predicted model, not a curated record. Lineage: Eukaryota; Metazoa; Mollusca; Polyplacophora; Chitonida; Chitonidae.